AUGGAGCCCCUGGGUGCCUGGGGCCCUGCGCGGGUGGCUGCCUGGCUGCGAGGGCUGGACCCGGCGGUGCAGGGCUACCCCUUCGAGGCCUGGGGGCUGGCAGGGUCCCAGCUGCUGGGGCUGUCGUCGGGGGCACUGGAGGCGCUGGGCGUGUGGCGCCUGGGGCACCAGGAGCUGCUGCUGGAGGCUGUGGAGCAGCUGCGAGCCCUGGAUGCAGGGCUGGCAAGCACCAGCCUGCGGACACUGACUGAGAGGCUGCAGGAGCUGGCACAGGGCAUCCAGGGCCUGGUGCUGGGGGGGGCACCGGCAGGGUCUGACCCCCACCCACCCUCCCUCGGGCUCCUGUCCCGCGUUGUUGACCUGGUCGGUGCUGCCAAGGGACUCUUCUCCUGGCUUAACAGGUACCUCUUCUCCACCCUCAAUGACUUCUCGGCCAGCAGAGACAUCGUCCUGCUCUGUGCCCAGCUGGCAGAGACGCUGCAGGCGGACUGCCCUGCAGCUGAGAGGGACAGCAAGAUCCUGUGGAUUUGCCAGCACAUUGUGGGCAUCUGUGAGAGCAUCCUGGGCUGCAGCCCCCCGGCGCUGCUGGACUGCAGGGCUGUGCUGCAGCGUGUGGGGCUGCAGCGGCUCCCUGGCCCCCAGCACAGCCCCCCGGUGUCCCCCCACACCCCAACGCUGCCUCUCGACCUGUGGGGGAGCCACCCAGAGUCCCCUGACACCCCAACGCUGCCCACCAGCCCAGGGGCCAGCCCCCCGAUGUCCCCUGACACCCUGACGCUGCCCUCUGACCUCCUGGGGGGUCCCCUGCCACUCGUCACUGCCCCACUGGGUCUCGAGGUCACCUCCACCAGCUCCUGCCUGCACUUUGUGUCUGCAGCCACUCCAGAGGCCCUGGCUGCCCAGGGGGGCCGCAUCCUGCCCGGAGAUGAGAUCGUGCAGGUCAACGAGCAGGUGGUGGUGGGGUGGACCCACAGCAACCUGGUGAAGAAGCUGCGGGAGAAGGCGAGUGGAGUGGUGCUGGUGCUGAAGAGGAUCCCCCUCCCCCUGCCCUGCUCACCCCUCCCCCCCAGGCAGCAGCUCCCAGGCACAGUUUUGGACACCGCAGAUCAUCCUGGCCCCAGGAGCAGCGAGUGCCCGGGCAGCCCUGUGUCCCUGACCUCCAGUGCUGCUGCUGACUUGGAAUCAGGGCCGGACUCUGCACCAGACCUUGGCAGCGACGAAGAGGACAGAGAGGACGAGAGGGACUUGGGGCUGCCCAGGGCGGCGGUGGGGGAGCUGCUGGGGCUGCCUGGCUGUGGUGCGCAGGAGGAGGCAUCGUGGGAGGGUGGCACCUCGCUGGGCACCCCACCGGGCACCUCACCAGGCACCCUUGCUGCUGCUGAACCUUGCACCACAGAGCUCAGCCCCACAGUAGCCCCCACGGCAGGGUCUGGGGGUGCAGAGCACGGCCCUGGGGAGGGCAGCCCCCAGACAGGACGCAGACCUAAAGGAGUGGCGACCAGGCUGAGCCGCCGGCGAGUGUCCUGCCGGGACCUGGGCCGGGUGGACUGCGAUGGGUGGCUCCUGAAGAAGAAGGACCACGUGGGCUUCAUGGCCCAGAAGUGGAAGCGGUGCUGGUUUGUGCUGAAGGGCCACACACUCUACUGGUACCACCACCCCAGCGAUGAGAAGGCUGCAGGGCUCCUCAACGUGGCCACCUAUGACCUGGAAAGCACGAGGGAGCAGAAGAAGAAAUAUGUGUUCCAGCUCUCCCAUGAGAGGUUCAAGCCUUUCAUCUUCGCUGCAGAAACCCUCUCUGACCUCAGCAUGUGGGUCAGUCACCUAAUAACAGCCAAAACCAAGUAUGCCUUGGCCCACCAGUCAGUCCCAGACAAGGAGGAAGACUGCUACAGUGAGACUGAAGCUGAGGACCCUGAUGAUGAGUCCCCCAGGCCAGGAUGCGACUCGCCAAAGAAGAGGUUGCAAAACACCCUGGAGAAAUCCCAGCUCCUCUCAGGCAGCAGCCAGCCCAGCAGCACAGCCAGCAGCCCCCAGGGCAGCCCCCGGCCCUGCUCACCCAUGGACCCCGCUGGGGAGGAUCUGGAGUGCCUGAUGAGGUGCCUGAGGCAGGGGGGGGUGUCCCUCCUCGGGCGGCAGCAGUUCCUGACGCAGGAGCAGUGCCGCAAGUCCUUCAUCCGGCGCACCAGGAACCCCAAGGUCAACGAGAAGGUGCACACCGUGCGGGCCCUGCAGAGCACGCUCAAGGCCAAGCUGGUGGAGCUGCAGGCUUUGGAGCAGCUGCUCAGUGAUGCUGCCCUCACUUCAGAGAAGUUCUCACGCUGGAAGGAAGAGCACCAGGAGCUGUACCAGGAGCUGCAGGAGUGGUGGGCACCACAGCAGGGCCAGGACAGCAAUGGGGGGCUCAAGUCUGAGCAUGGCCCCCACAGAGAGGCAGCUGAACCCUGACACCUCUGUGGCACAAAUCCUUGCUGAUAACUCAUGGCGCUGUGGGAGCUGAGUGGGUGCUCUGCCUGUGCUGGGGGAGCUCAUGGGCGAUUGAUGGUUUUGAAGGCUCAGCCCCUAGCAUAGAGUUGCUGCAGGAGAAAUGGUUUCUGCUACAUCCCCAGGGAGGAGACAAGUGCCAAUGUUGCCUUUUUCAAGGACAUUUUGCCUCAGCUGCAUGUUGGCAACAGUGGCUUUUGCCUAGAGGAACAGGAGCCUGCCGUGGUGCUGCCAGCCAGCCCAGGUUGCUUCUGCUGUAAAUAAACU
Indicator indicator is the source of this 2748-nucleotide messenger RNA. It is a transcript of the gene CNKSR1, whose product is annotated as connector enhancer of kinase suppressor of Ras 1. The record is from RefSeq and is a predicted model, not a curated record. The transcript is spliced from 21 exons. Gene Ontology annotation, molecular function: protein binding. Bases 1 to 2445 code for a protein of 814 amino acids. Lineage: Eukaryota; Metazoa; Chordata; Aves; Piciformes; Indicatoridae.